Messenger RNA from Diaporthe amygdali, 1161 nucleotides. RefSeq lists its product as uncharacterized. The transcript has 3 exons. Gene Ontology annotation, cellular component: nucleus. The record is from RefSeq and is a predicted model, not a curated record. Bases 1 to 1161 code for a protein of 386 amino acids. NCBI's taxonomy places the organism in Eukaryota, Fungi, Ascomycota, Sordariomycetes, Diaporthales, Diaporthaceae.
AUGAUGGAAAACCAUGCCGAUCAUAUGGGCCAUGGUCACGGGCACCGACCGGCGCCAGAUUCUGGGGCUGGCCGACAGUUGAUGAUGCCGCCUUUCCCAAGCCUUCCUCCGCAACCUCAGUACCCAGCUUCAGAUAUUCCCAGACGAUCAGUGGCCGAUGGGACAGCAAUGCCCCUGCAGACAUCCCCAAUAAAUAUGCAUGGCGGCUCAUCUCCUGAGUCGCAUGCUGGGGGAACUGGCUAUACGUGGGGUAAUCACGACUCUUGGGCUGGUCGAUCACCUCAGCAGUACGGCAAUAGGACACCGGGUGGACUCAAUCAGGGCGGCUUCUUCUUCCAAAACAUGAAUACGAUGCCCUCGACGACAGCACACAGCAUCUCCCCGAUCACGGCUACGACACCAGGUGACACGCUGCCAUCUUUCCAUUCCUCUCCCGCAACGAGCAUGUCACAUCUUUCCAUUGACCAAGCCACGAGCAACGGCAGCAGCAAUGGGAUAUUGCCACCAUUUCGCCAGAAUUCCUCAAGCUACACGCCACGUCCAACGCCACCACUUGGUCGAUCGUCUUCGUUUCCCAGCCCUGCAGGGACAGUGCCCCCUUACGUUCCAGGAAUCUCCUCGAUGCUGCCCAUGUCAACAAUGGCCUCGUCGACGCGUCCAGGUCUGGCAGCCCCGAUUUCCCCCCUGGGUAGCUCAGGGCCUCCGGGACCACCGCCGCCUCCCGGCCCGGGAAGACUGUCUCCGUACUCGUCUGGGCCUCAGCAACAAUAUAUGCACAAUUUAGGCAAUCCGGGGCAACCCAUGGCCCUUGUAUCGCAUUACUCGCCAGCGGCAGCGGCAGCAGCCUACGGUGGCCAUUUUAGCGGCAUGAUGUUUCAGUCGCAACAACGGCAGCCGGACAAACCACAUCAGUGCGACCAGUGCCCGACGGCGUUUACGAGAAAUCAUGACCUCAAGAGGCACAAGAGGAUACAUUGGGCAGUCAAGCCGUUUCCAUGUGACGGGUGCGAGAAAGCCUUUUCCAGGAAAGAUGCUUUGAAGAGACAUAAGCUUGUUAAAUGCUGUGGAAAGGAUGGGAAAGACAAGAGGGACGGAAGCCCAUCAUCAACGGAGAGCCAGGGCAAUGGCGGGGACCUGUCACCGAAGGAAUCGAAGAGGUAG